This is a messenger RNA of Durusdinium trenchii, 8316 nucleotides long. NCBI's taxonomy places the organism in Eukaryota, Dinophyceae, Suessiales, Symbiodiniaceae. The record is from the annotation of a GenBank genome assembly.
AUGGAGUAUGGACAGCACAUCUUCAGCAUCACGAUCGCAGAUGGGCCGAUGCUUCUGUAUGGACCUGACGUCUCGCAGACCGAGGUGUACUACUUCACAAUUGCCGGGCUCAAUGAGAUUGGGGAGGGUCUGAAGAGUGAGAUGGUCUCUGCCUACACAGCUCCUGUUGGUCUACCCCAUCCGCCUUCACUGCCCGUGAUCAACACAUCUCACUCCAGGCUGCAGGUCUCUUGGACCCUCCUCAAUGACGGUGGUACCAACGUCACUGGCUUUGAGGUGGAGUUGGCAGAGUCAGGCGAAGCCUUUGAAGCAGCCCUCAACGUAUCUGAGCCGUUUGUCACGAUCAGCGGCCUAUUAGGCAACAUCACCUAUCGAGUCCGGAUACGCGCCCUCAGCACUGGAGGCCGCUCCUAUCCCAGUCACAUCGCGGAAGCGACCACCGAUGCACCGGUAGUCCCUGAUGCGCCAGCGGACCUGCGCAUGGAAGCGCUGGCACCACACACGGCCUGGCUUCGAUUUACAGCACCGUUGGACGAGGGCGGCCGCCCUGUGGAGGGCUACGAGAUUCUGGUCACGACGGAAGAUGCCCAGUCUGUGGAGACUUUGCAUGUAAACGCUUCACAGGUUGAUGUGGAAGUCCUUCGCCUCCAAGGAUCUCAGUCUUAUGAGUUUCUUGUGUUCGCUUGGAAUGCAAUUGGCAGAUCGAGCUCCGGUACCUCAGCAAACCUCACAAUGCCUGAGCCGGAAGAACCUGGCGAGCCACAAGGCAUCCAGCUGAGCAAUCUCAGCCUCGAAUGGUCGGCACCCUCACAUGACGGAGGGGCACGGAUCGAAGGCUUUGAGGUUUGGUCGCAGGUGGAUGAGGGAGACUGGGCCCUCGAGGUGACUACCAAUGAGACAGCCAUGAAUCUCACGGGCAUGGUGGGCGACACACUCUACAGGUUUCAAGUCAGAGCUUUGAACCGAGUGGGGGCAGGCGCCUUUGCCGCCGCCGUGGAACUGCGAACGGCGGCCUCGGCUCCGCCGGCGGUGAGGAACCUCGUGGCUGAUGUGGCUGAUAACCAUGUCCGCUUGCGUUGGUGGGCCCCGGAGAAGGAUGGCGGCUUUCCAAUCAUUGCCUACAGGAUCCAAGAGGAAGCAGAUGAGAUUUACAACACCAGCGGCAACGUCACCGAAAUCAUGGUGGAAUCCUUGCUUUUGAACACCUCUUAUCACUUCCUGGUCUCAGGUGUCAACCUCUUGGGCGCGGGCGAAAGCAAGAGCAUCUGGGUGCUGACCAGACCCGUGGUGCCUCAGCCCGUGGCUGCCCCGCGGGUCGGGUCACGAACGGCGUCCAAGCUGAACGUGACCUGGACAGCGCCUGAGAAUGGAGGCCUUCGCAUUGACUUCUACACAGUGGAGAUGUUUGAGAAUGGUCUGUUCCUAGAGGUGGGCAAUGUGACCCAAAAUGCUCUGGAACUCGUGGGCCUUCAAGCCAACCAGAGCUACGUGCUGCGGACCUUCGCUUGGAAUGCGCUUGGAAGGUCUUCCGAAGGUGACAUCGCAGUGCUGGAGACGGCUGAUCCCAGCGUGCCAGAGCAUGUAGAGCAUGUGGCCAUUGAUGUGGUGAACUGGAGCGCCCAUGUCGCUUGGGCGGAGCCGCUGGAGACGGGCGGCCUCGAGCUAUUCUACCAGGUCGCAGCAAGUGCCGAACACCAUGAAUUGGUCUCGGAGACCUCCCAUCUCUCGGCGCUGCUUUCCGCGCUGCGCGGCGACCAGGUUUACAACUUCACCAUUUCGGCCUGCAACAGCGUGGGCUGCACGUCGUCGCUGGAGAAGACCUGGAGCAUGGCGGCCUCGGCUCCGCCUCAGGUGGAGGCCCUUCGUGUCCAGGUGCGGCUGCUGCCAGGCGUCGACUUCAGAAGAGCAAAAGGCGCAGAAAGCCGGAACAAGGCGUAUUAUCCGUCAAGCGCCGGAAACGCGCUGUGCCACGCCUGGUGUUUGCGUCGCAAAGCCCGACCACAGUGCCCCCAGAUGGCCAGCGCGCCGGUGCCGAAUAGAACGGGCGAAGACACGGAGAGCAAUGCGAAGAUGACGAUGACGUAUUUUCGGGCAUGGACACUGGACAAAAAACGCGCUGGAGACACAGUGCUGUACAUCAAGCACUUGCGUGAGCCGGGAACGACGUGGGACAGAAGCUUGCGCAGGUGGUUGCUAAAGCUGCCAUGUGCCGAGACAAAGCAAUACGUGGGCAACUUCUUGAGCGUGUACCGCGUCCGGCCGGAAACCGAGCUGGACAAUAGCGACAACGAGGACGACAAGGAAGAGCUGGUUGUGACAGAAGAGUUGUUAGGCAUCGCCUGCCAAACACAUGUGGCAGUGGAAGAAGACCACAACAAGGAAGGCAAGUGGUCCAAACAUCGACGUUUGCUCGUGGACGCGUUACAGCGCGCCGAACAGCACUGGGGUGGCUGCGGCGUAGCGACGAGUGCACCGGGACAAGUGGAAAACCCAUACGCGACAACCGACGCAAAGGGCGUCGUCAAAGGUUUGCAUCGCUUGGCGGAGGCCCCCGCUGGGAACGCAACGCAGACGAGCCUAGAGCCGAGCGUGACGCGACGGCCCGGCCGGUUGCAGGACACCCUGGCGGCAAUCGACCGAUGGAGCAGCGCGGUUGCCGACGGCCCAUGCAACCGCAAACAGGCCGAACUGUGUCAGCGCGUUGCGCAACAGGUCCGCGCAGAGCUGCUGGCAGAAGCCGGUGCCAGGCCGCAACCACUGCGUUGGGUGGUGCACGGGGGUCCCGGCACGGGUAAGUCGCACACGUUGAAAUUGAUCCGUCGUGAGCUCUUUGAGGGUAUCGCCGGGUGGACGCAUGGCUCGCAAUACCGCGUUGUCACGCUGCAGGCGGUGAUGGCCAAGGAACUGGACGGCGAUACCAUUCAUCACGCGAUGGGCUUAAAUUGGCAAGGCGCGUCCGACGACAGGAUCAGCGGAAGGAAAUUCCUCGACCUCAGUGCGAAGGCCGUGCAAUGGCGGUGGCUGAUCAUUGAUGAAAUAAGCAUGGUAAGCGCUGAGCUGCUGGCAAGAAUGGAUUUACGAUGCCGAGAGCUAGUGCGCGAUCUAGCGCAGAGCAAGUACGCCCCGGGCAGCGCACACGCGCAGCCCUUCGGAGGGUUGAACGUACUAGUGGCAGGUGAUUUAUGGCAAUUGCCACCACCACGCGGAACCUUUUUGGGGGAAGUGCCUUGGGAAAUGCUGACCAAGGGGAGCAGCAAAAAAGUCGCCCACACCGUGCAUGGGCAAAAGCUUGUGUGGGGCUCGCAGACGGAGAACAGCAUCAUCCACGGCAUCACAGAACUCGAGCAAUGUGAGCGCACGCGAGACACAUGGCUGCAGACGCUGCAGCAGCAGAUUCGGGAAGGUGCCUUGAGCGCCGACAAUCACGCCUUCCUCCAUGGGCACGACACAGGUGUCCCGGGAAGUUGGUCUGGCGAAAAAUUGGACUGCGAAAACGCAGCGUGCCAGCAACUGCUGCAGAGGAAAGUCGUCCCUGCUCGCAUUCGCAGACUCGAGUGCAAGCAAUGCCAGCACGAACGCGCCUCGAAAAAGCGAGUGUUGGAAGGAAACAUGAGGGGUGAUGAGCAAAGGAAGCUAGAGCAAGCAAAGGCUGUGUUUGCGACGAAUGCGGUGAAGUACCACGUCAACAAGCUGCGGGCGCUAAACUGGGCACGCCAGCACGGGCAGGCGGUCAAAUAUGCCAUUGCAAAAGACACAAUUUCCAGCCGGGCGUUGCAAGAAAAACCGGACUUGGGCAAAGACAAGUUGACAUGGCUACAACGUCACGAUCAGGACUGUGGCGGGCUGUACGGGGUUUUGCCCUUGUGCAUCGGCAUGCCGGUCACGGCAACCGAUCACUUGGAUCGCCGCAGAGGCAUACUGAAGGGAUGUCCGGGCACAGUUGUUGGAUGGAGCUGGCAUGAAGCAGCGGGCGCCGCAGCAGGGAGUACGACACAGAUUUGGAAUGAGCUCCCAAGUUGUGUCUUUGUCCGGUUCCAGACCAAGUCAGAGUGGCGAGUGCAGGGGCUGGCCACGGACAACGUGUUUCCGGUGACGCUCCAACGGCAAGCGUGGCAUCUGGACAAAGGCCGAAAGCGGCCCAUGCUGCGGGUGGUGCGACGGCAAUUUCCGUUGGCACCCGGGUUUGCCACCACGGCGCACGCAGCGCAGGGCCAAACUUACGCAGAAGGGGCAGUCACGGACAUGCAGAUCGGCGAAGGCGGAGACCCGCUGACCGCAUACAUCGCUGUGACGCGAGUGAAAGAUAGACACGGGUUACACAUAUACAGACCAUUCGAUGCUGCACCCUAUCAGAAAGGACGCAGCGUAGGGAGAGCUUUGCUGUUGCAGGCCUGGCGCGGAGAGAGCAUUGACUGGGCAACGUUGCGCAUGCGGCACCGCGAGGAGGAAGUGUGUAGCGAGUGCCGCGAAAGCAAACCCAGAAGCGGGUACAGCGCCGGGCAAUGGAAACGGGACGCGGACGCACGUGUGUGCAGAGAAUGCGUGCGCAACUACGCGGCCAACAACACGCCCUGGCAAUGCAACAGUUGCAAGGCAUGGAAGCACGAAGACGCCUUUGCUAGAAUGUACACGCGCCCCGCAUGCACGUUCUACCGCGUGUGCCAGACGUGCGAGGCACAGAAGCGGUGCUACAAGUGCGGUACGGCCAAGCCGGAAAGUGCAUUCGGGGCGGCCGCGUGGACAGGGCGCCAUGCACACCGACGUGUCUGCAGGGACUGCGCCAUGAAAGUGAAGGGUGCAUGGCGCUGCGCCGUGUGCGCGGAACGUAAGGCGUGCAAUGACUUCAGCGCCUGGUCCAGGCAGCGCACUGCGCCGCAAGGGGGAACGCAGCGUUGCAACGCUUGCGUCCUCAGCGCGGCCCAGCGCGCAGCAGCGCAGCGCGCAAACGACGGACGUGCGCGGUGCAGAGGACGGCCUGCCCGGGCGGAUGCACCGGUCGACAGCUGCCACGGGCAGCGGUGGCCACGAAGUGUCGCUCAUAGAGCCAUACGGCGCCUGGCUGCGACGCGGACGAAAGUAGCCGAAGAAAAGAGACAGCAAGUCAUAGGUCUUGUACGGGAAGAGAUCGCUGACCAUGUGCGACAGAAGCAAGCCGAGGAUGAGGUGCUCUUUCCCCGGGCGCAGGAGCCGAACCGGAGCAAAGAAAGCCAGACGGCUCAAAGCAAGACGGAACCGGAGGCACAAAGGCUCUCCACAGACAGCAUGCCGUCGCGCAAACGCCGCAUGGAACCACGACAAGACAAGCGCGCACAGCCGACGCCCACCAAGACCCAGCCCCGCACUCAGACAAUGCAAGUAGCACAGGCAGAGCCUGCAGCGAAGUGUGCAGAAGACGUGUCGGUGAGCAGCCAAGCCAGGACAGCGCCUCCGCCACAACGAAAGUCGCAGGCAAAGCCGCAACAAGCGACGCAAGCCACCCCGACCGUCGCGCAGACGACAAACGCACCGCCGGCAAAGUUGGCUGGACAGACGGCCGCCGCGGAAACGUUCCAAUAUGCGUGUCCGUUUUGUGAGGUGUCUGUGACCAGCACUGUGCGCACAGGCCAAGUAGAUCACCGCCGUGUGUGCGGGAAGUUGUUUCGUGUCAAAGACGGACACGUUGCCGCCAAGAACUUAGUCUAUGCGUGUCCAUUUUGCAAUGGAACUGUGGCGAGUAACGUGAGGACAGGGCGGGUAGAUCACCGAACCGUGUGCGGCAACCGAUUCCAUGUGAAAGAAGGCACGGUUAGCACACAGACGCGGCAGCAUGAGGUGCUCGCUCCCCGGGCGCAGGAGCCGAAUCGGAGAAAAGAACGCCAGAUGGCGCAAAGCAAGACGGAACCGGAGGCACAAAGGCUCUCCACAGACAGCCUGCCGUCGCGCAAACGCCACAUGGAACCACAACAAGACAAGCAAGCGCAGCCGACGCCCACCAAGACCCAGCCCUGCACACAGACAACGCAAGUAGCACAGGCAGAGCCUGCAGCAAAGCGUGCAAAACACGUGUCGGUGAGCAGCCAAGCCAGGACAGCGCCGCCGCCACUACGAAACUCGCAUGCAAAGCCGCAACAAGAGACGCAAGCCACCCCGACAGCCGCGCAGACGACACUCGCACCGCCGGCAAAGUUGGCUGGACAGACGGCCGCCGCGGAAACGUUCCAAUAUGCGUGUCCGUUUUGUGAGGUGUCUGUGACCAGCACUGUGCGCACAGGCCAAGUAGAUCACCGCCGUGUGUGCGGGAAGUUUUUUCGUGUCAAAGACGGACACGUUGCCGCGAAGAACUUCGUCUAUGCGUGUCCAUUUUGCAAUGGAACUGUGGCAAGUAACGUGAGGACAGGGCAGAUAGAUCACCGAACCGUGUGCGGCAACCAGUUCUGUGUGAAAGAAGGCACGGUUAGCACGCAGACGCGGCAGCAUCCGCACACAUGCCCAGCGUGCCAGACUGUGGAUGCCAUGGCCGCCUCCACAGACCUUGAGCAGUUCUUGGAUGUGAUGGAAGGCCGUUUCGAUCUCGCAAUGGCGAAGCACCAGCAGCAGUUGCAUGACAAGCUCUUGGCGUCUUUGACAAAGAUGCUGGCUGCUCACGAAGAACAGCACAAAGAAGCCAAAGGAAAGCAUCAACGCUGGAGCCACGGGAGCCGGGUCAAGUCCAAGAGCAUGAUGUCCGUCGAGAAUAAUCUGGCGCUCCGGCAUAUACUUUCAGACGUGAUGCCCACCACACCUGCGAGUGCUUUGAGCCCAACGAAAGAGGACGACAGCAUCGAAUCUGUGAGAUCACACAAGCCCGUCCAAAGGGCCUUAUCCAAGAAGAAGAAGCGCCGGGACAGCGUUCCGAGUGUUGCGGCCUUGGAAGCAGCCAUGUUUCAAGACUGUGGGCCUAUAGGUAUGCCCAUUGGCGCUUCCAACAGCCACAGACUCAGCCACAGUGAGGAGCACAGCAAGGGCACGUUCGGUUUGCAUCCGCCCAUGAACAUUCAGGUGUCCCCGCCCAGCUGUUUGGAAACGGGCGAGGGUGAGGUCCUGAUGCCUCCCGACAAAGACAAGGAGGACGCCUCCAGUGCGGGCACCGCCUCGGUGCACCCCACGCUCUUUGGGGUCCCGAGCCCUCGGCCCGCGGGCGAAAUCCAGGUGACGCCGACGAACAUCCAGAAUUUGAUGAAGGAUUCGCAGUCGGCCAUCUUAGCCGAGAUCAAUGAUCGAGUUGAGCUCCAGGAGCUUGAGUUGGACGUUGGCUCACGCUUCAUGCUGGCGAUUCCCAAGCCCAGGAUAUUGACCUGGGUGCUGGGAACUUUGUCGUUCCUUGCGGCCAUGACUUCUGGGAGCUUCCAUGCCUUCCUCAACCUCGGUGGCCUGGGCCUCCAAAGUGACAUCUUCUGCAUAUUCACCAACCUGGUCUAUGGGGUGCUUGCAGUUGCUUGCAUUCGCCUGCUCCGUGUGGCUUUGACCUCUGAGGAGUUGCAUUUGGCCAUCAAUCGGCUGCACCUCUUUGUGGCGGAUUUUCAUUUGGAUUGGAGUGAGGUCUCAGGCCAAGAGUCGCGCAAAUACUGCCAUGCUUGGUUGCUGCUGGUCUUUUCCCAAGUCAUUGUGCAGGGCCUCCAGUAUUAUAUACUCCACACAAGCUUAGGUGUGGUUGAUGGCGCGUACCUGGCCUUCAUGGUUACUGGGGUGGUGCAAGUCUUGGUCUUCGCCGCCUGCAGUGCCAUCGUCAUGGUUGCGGCUUAUGCUCUGUCGCACCUCAUCCUCGGCUUGGACAAGACCUUAGACUGUUGGUGUUGCCACAUCGUCAACACCCCGCACUUUGAGUUCGGGGUUCAAAGCUGGAACAACAUGCAGGCCCUUCUGAAGUGCGUGGGACGGGAGUUGGCCAGCGCUUUCAUAAUGAUGCAGGCGCUGUCAGCUCUUGGCUUUAUGUUUCUUUUAGCCAAUGGUGUGGCCUACGCAUUCAGAAUCGACGUGGAUCUCUUGCCCACGCUGGUGGAAGGCCUAGCAGCCCUACCGUUGAUUUUCCUUUUCGGUUUAGGCAUGCGUCUUUUCUCUCACGGUGCAUCUCUGACUGAAAAGUGCCGCUUGGUCCCCGCCUUCGUGAACCAGAUCCCUGGGGAGGAGGGGAUCGAUUUGGACAAGCAGUAUUUGGUAAAUUUCAUCGCGAACAGCUCUGCUGGUUUUUUUGUGCGCGAUGUCAAGCUGACGCAAGAAAUGUUUGUGAAACAAUUUAUUUUGGUCGGAGGAAUUCUGUCAGGAACCUUUGGAGCCCUGUCCCGAAUCUAUGCCAUGUAG